AUGACUAAGACGUCUCAAACUUCGGCCAUCAUGAAGUCUUUCCUCUUGAUCAGUGGCCUUCUGUCCGCCAUUGGUCGUGUUCAAGCCGACAAUCCUAUCGUGCAGACACAAUACAUAGCUGAUCCAGCACCCCUUGUGGUCGGGGAUCGCGUCUACCUCUUCACCGGCCACGAUGAAGAUAACUCCACCAACUUCGGCAUGCGCGAAUGGCUCCUCUUCUCCUCCGUUGACAUGGUCAACUGGCAACACCACGGGUCGCCCAUGAACGUGGCCACCUUCGCCUGGGCCGAGGCCAAUGCGUGGGCCGGGCAGGCCAUUGAGCGCAACGGCAAGUUCUACUUCUACGUCCCGACGACCGCGAUCAAUGGCAGCAUGUCCAUCGGGGUAGGCGUCAGCGACACCAUCACAGGUCCCUACGUCGAUGCCAUCGGCGCCCCUCUUCUCAGCAACGGACAGAUUGACCCGACUGUCUAUAUUGACGACGAUGGGCAGGCGUACAUGUACUGGGGCAACCCGGAUCUGUUGUAUGUCAAGUUGAACGAGGACAUGAUCUCCUACAGCGGGAAAUCACCAAAGUAG
Colletotrichum chrysophilum is the source of this 579-nucleotide messenger RNA. RefSeq lists its product as uncharacterized. The coding region runs from base 1 to 579 and encodes 192 amino acids. The record is from RefSeq and is a predicted model, not a curated record. NCBI's taxonomy places the organism in Eukaryota, Fungi, Ascomycota, Sordariomycetes, Glomerellales, Glomerellaceae. Gene Ontology annotation, molecular function: hydrolase activity, hydrolyzing O-glycosyl compounds. Gene Ontology annotation, biological process: carbohydrate metabolic process. The transcript has a single exon.